CAGUUGUUUGCACUGUUGUUACUUAGAGUAGCUGUGUUAUAUGAGAUUUUAUAUAAGUGUAAACACCAGGGAGGAAGAGUGUUAGUAGAUAAAAAUCUGUAUUUCACUUAUUUUAUAGAAACUUUAAUGAAAGACCUUGAUGUAAUAACAAUUCCUAGCAAGGAUGUUGUGAUGGUACAUGAGCCAAAACAAAAGGUGGAUUUAACAAGGUACCUAGAAAACCAAACUUUUCGUUUUGAUUAUGCCUUUGAUGAAACGGCUCCGAAUGAAAUGGUUUACAGGUUUACAGCUCGACCAUUAGUAGAGACCAUAUUUGAAAGAGGAAUGGCCACUUGUUUUGCUUAUGGGCAAACAGGCAGUGGAAAAACCCAUACUAUGGGUGGUGACUUUUCAGGAAAGAACCAAGAUUGUUCAAAAGGAAUAUAUGCACUUGCAGCUCGAGAUGUCUUUUUAAUGCUAAAGAAACCAAACUAUAAGAAGUUAGAACUUCAAGUAUAUGCAACAUUUUUUGAGAUCUACAGUGGUAAGGUUUUUGACUUGUUGAACAGGAAGACAAAAUUAAGAGUGUUAGAAGAUGGUAAACAGCAAGUCCAGGUGGUGGGAUUACAGGAACGAGAAGUCAAAUGUGUUGAAGAUGUUCUUAAGCUUAUUGAAAUAGGCAACAGCUGCAGGACAUCUGGUCAGACAUCUGCAAAUGCACACUCAUCUCGAAGCCAUGCAGUGUUUCAGAUUAUUCUCCGAAGGAAAGGGAAAUUGCAUGGUAAAUUUUCUUUGAUAGAUUUGGCUGGAAAUGAAAGAGGAGCUGAUACUUCCAGUGCAGACAGGCAGACGCGGCUGGAAGGAGCUGAAAUUAACAAGAGCCUUUUAGCACUCAAGGAGUGUAUUAGAGCCUUAGGCCGAAAUAAACCUCAUACGCCAUUCAGAGCAAGUAAACUUACUCAGGUGCUAAGAGAUUCGUUCAUUGGAGAAAACUCCCGUACCUGUAUGAUUGCUACAAUUUCUCCAGGGAUGGCAUCAUGUGAAAACACUCUUAAUACUUUGAGAUACGCAAAUAGAGUAAAGGAAUUUGGAAUUAGUCCUUCGGACAUUCCCUUCUCACAGGGUAGUGGCAGUCGCUCUGAUCUCUCUCCUUCCUAUGAGUAUGACGACUUUUCUCCUUCAAUCACCAGGGUGAAAGAGCUCACCAUUGAUCCAAGUGCUGCAGGGGAUAUUCGUCCCAUUAUACACCAUGCUCCCAGUCAGAUUGAUGACUUGGACACACAGUGGGGAGUGGGGAGCUCUCCUCAGAGAGAUGAUCUUAAACUGCUUUGUGAACAAAAUGAAGAGGAAGUUUCUCCACAGUUGUUUACUUUCCAUGAAGCUGUGUCACAAAUGGUGGAAAUGGAAGAGCAAGUAGUAGAAGACCACAGGACUGUCUUCCAGGAAUCUAUUAGAUGGCUGGAAGAUGAAAAAGCACUUCUUGAGAUGACGGAAGAAGUAGACUAUGAUGUGGAUUCUUAUGCUACCCAACUUGAGGCAAUUCUGGAUCAAAAGAUUGAUAUUCUGACUGAACUUAGAGAUAAAGUGAAAUCUUUCCGAGCAGCUCUCCAAGAAGAGGAACAGGCCAGUAAACAGAUCAACCCAAAAAGACCACGUGCCGUUUGAAAGGGGCCUUUGCUGCUAAAGGAACCACGAACCCGUACUGCUGUAGCACACAUUUGUUACAAAACCCAGUGGCCCUAAGAACUCAACUACUUGAAAGUGUAAAAACGUUAGAAAUGUCUGUGGAAAUGUCCUGUUUCUUAUUCGCCUGAGUGACAUUUUCGAUUUUGUGUGAAAUGCUCCUAUGAUGUCUACAAAAUGCUUCUAGACCAGACAGCACAACCAUGCAGGGUUUAGAUCUGUGAAGCACUUUGUUUAAAAUAUUUCAUUUAUUCAAAUUGUGAAUUUUAUGUUUGGAAAUAUUUGCCAUGUUUUUAACAAUGAAGUAAAACUGUGGCUAUUAAAAAAAUCACAGUAUUUCCAUAUUACUGUGUUUGGGUUUGUUACAGAGAUCAGCUGUGCAGUUUUAAAUUGUGUUUGCUUGCAUGCUCACCUCACUAGUGGUUGUACAUAACUUCUCUUCUACAGAUAGCUGUGCUUACCACUUCCUGUUCUGUGCCUUGAUGAAGGCUACUUAACCCUAAACAUCCUCCUUCUGAAGCACAGCUUUAAGCAACAUUCCUAAUUUUGUCAAUAUGAAUUACUUUUAUCGUAUGUACAUUUUUAAUGUCUUUUGAAACUUUUUUUUGGUGAGUAGUUCAUUCAUUUCACAGAAUGUGCCAUAUCAUUUGAACAGGAACUGCAAGAGCUGUUAGAGUGGACAAACAGCUGGACAUUCCAUCCUCCUUGUAAAAAUAUGGAUUCUAGAUUUAUUUGAAAACCAUAAAGAAUGGUCAUAUAACACUUCUCAGUUAAAAAAAAAAAAAAAAAAAGCAAAA
This is a messenger RNA of Meleagris gallopavo (turkey), 2459 nucleotides long. Lineage: Eukaryota; Metazoa; Chordata; Aves; Galliformes; Phasianidae. The record is from RefSeq and is a predicted model, not a curated record.